UCUGCAGAAUGGUUAACUUUGGACAAGAAUGAACCAGAUGGUAACAUAAUUUAACCAUUGGUGAAAGAUCCACCAGUGGAUAAGGAAGUUAACCACCGAUUUAAUCAAUCUUUCAUACACCGGUAUUUGUGUCUAUCAUUUAAAUAUUACCAAUAUGAUGACGUUCUUUAUUCCAGUAGAAUCCUGCUAGGAAAUGUAACAUAUCUUGCCCAUGUUUUAGAUUAUUUAUAAGGUUUUUUUGUUAUAUAGCAUGGUCUUUCACGAUUCCAAUACCUGCAUGAGAGUGCAGUUUAGAUAGCUUGUUUUAUUCCCAAGUCACUAUUCUCUUCUCAUGUAACAGGAAGUCAUCCAUUGUAAACAAAGUACAUAUUUUCAUAAUCUAAUCCAUAUUGGAAAACAGUUUUCUGGGUAUAUGAUUACCCCGUGUGGUGAAACAUUCAAAUGGGAAAGAUCAGUCGAGAUGAAGCAUUUUACAUGCAUGAAUUAUAACAUAUAGCAGAAAUCGAUAUAAUGCACCACCAGAGAUACAAUAUAAAGCCUUUGAUGCAGCAAGCGAUGUUAGAAUGCGCAAUGGUGAUACCGAAGACGUAUUACAUAUGGUCAGUGCUGACGACUGUUAUUGCCGAGUCCUGCUCAGUCAGCCUUCAGGAGGGGUACUCCAGAUUACGGUAUGGAUACAGACUGGACAGGAAAAUGAUCGACUCUUUCGUAGACUACAGCAUACUAGAUUGUGUGGAGGACUGCUUAAGACGAAAACGCUGUAAAUCUGUGAGUUAUUACGGAGGUGCCAAAUACUGCGAAAUCAAUUAUGAGAACAAAACUACAGCUCCUAAUAAAUACCUGGAAAGUGCGGGGUGGGUUUACAGCGAGCGGGAAGACUGGGACAAGACAAUAACUGGACCCUGUGCCUUUUCGAACUGUGAGAUGAACCAGGCCUGUCAGCCACUACCGUUUGCGAAACAUAAAUGUGUCCUAACUGAUUGUGGUAUCCCAAAAAUGCAUAGGGCGGACAUGGACGAAGUAGGCAGAUGGGACGCCAUCGCUAUAGGGAGGAUGGUUCACCCGAGGUGUAUCAAUCAGGACAAACAUAUCGGACGACUGCUGUGUUCUAAAGAGGGUCAUUGGAUAGUGGAUCGGAAUUGUGGUUGGAGUCGAUUUAGAGAUCAUAUGUACAUCGUUGGUGAUUCGAAGAGCGACUGGAAAUCAGCUGAGAAACAAUGCCGCUCUGACGGUGGAUACUUAGCAGAAAUUAACUCGAUUGAGGAAAAUUCAUGGAUUCGAGAUUGUAUCAUGAAAACAGGUUCGAUAACCGCUCUCUGGAUUGGUGCCAAUGACCUGGACAAAGAGAACGAAUUUACAUGGAGGUCUAGCAAAACGCCUCUGCUUUACUCGAACUGGAAUAACAAGCAGCCUAAUGAUAGUAAUGAUAACCAGGUCUGUGCAGUUCUGAAAGAAUCUGGGAAGUGGAAUGACAUAAAAUGUGAAAGACAGAGGAAUUUCAUCUGCGAGAAGGCGUUGAAAUAAAAGCAUAUCUUCCUUCUUGACAUAUCCAGAAAAUAUGUAUAGUCUUGCUUGUGCUAUAACCUGAUAUCCUGAAAAUGAGCCGCGGUUAAUAUUCAGUUUUGAUAAGAAGCGGAGGCUUUUUAAAAGUAUUUUGUUUUCAAAUCACGGUUAAUUUUCAAAGAAAAAAAAUCUGCAUUUCUGAACUGAAUUGAGAGCAUUGUGUUAAAAAUCGAGUUUACCAGUAUCAAACAUCAAACAACAAAAAUCGUUUUUAUGAGGAACAAAUGUUUCCCCAGAUCCCCAACUAUGAAACCUUCUUCCCUUAAUUCAAUGCACUGUAUGAAAGGUGAAUAUAACGAACUGUGAUCAAUCUCAUAAUGUCUAUGAGGAAUAUGAAAUAGAAAGUUGGGCAAACAAGGACCCCUAAAUAUACCAGCAGUGGAAUCAGUUACCAAGGAGGAGUAAGCAUCCUCUGUCGCCCGGUUAUAACCAUCGUGAACCUUAUAACUUGAUGAGGUAAACGGAAUUAUCCGUAGUCAAAAUCAGUGAAUCAAGAAUGACUUAACAAUUUGUAUGAAAUACGUCAGACAACAUUUGACCCAAUGGUAGGUUGCAUUGGCAGACUAGAUCGUAAUAACAACCAUAUAAUUUGCGAAAUGCUGGUUUGAAACGCGACUGUUGGAACACCUGCAUCAUCAACUUGUUUGUCAGUAGCCUGCUUCGAUUUCGUUUGUAACUAAUUGUUAAACUAAAAACAAAGGCCUAACAAUCGGUAUGAAACACUUCAGACAGCAUUUGACCCGAUGAUAGGUUGUAUGGGCAAACUAGAUUGUUAUAACGACCAUACAAUUUGCAAAAUUGCUGAUUCCAACGACUGUUGAAACCCCUGCACCAUCAACUUCUUAUUCAGUAGCCUGCCUCGAUUUAAAAGCUGGCUGGUGUUAUAUUCCCCGCUUUAAAUGAAUAGGCGGAUCCUGUAGAACUGUUAUCCUCGUAUACCCCCUUUAAUAUUUAGAUGUUAGUGGGCGUUUAGUGCUAGGAAAAAUGCAUAAGUGAUACAUAUUUUGAAAUGAAUUAUUGUUUAUAAUUGUUUGGUUUGAAAAACGAAGAAAAAAAUCGAGGCUACAUCUGACGUCACUAUGCACGGUUAACGUCGGCUGGUCCUAUAUUCUCCGCGUCAAAGGAAUAGGCGGAUCCUGUAAUUAUCCUCAUAGAUAUCCACCUUUGAUACUGGGCGUUUAGCGCAAGGGAAAUUUCAUAGAUAAAACAUAUUUUUAAAUGAAUUGUAAUUUACCGUACUGAACAGAAUUGUGACUAUCACUUGGAACACGCCAAUGACCAUAUCAUGCUUCGCUCGGUCCAAC
Molecule: messenger RNA, 2867 nt
Organism: Ostrea edulis (European flat oyster)
Lineage: Eukaryota; Metazoa; Mollusca; Bivalvia; Ostreida; Ostreidae
Product: mannose-binding protein C-like
Exons: 6
Coding region: 511-1524 (337 amino acids)
Molecular function (GO): signaling receptor activity
Source: RefSeq, a predicted model, not a curated record